GUCACGUUCCUCUGGUGUCAAGGGUCACGCGCGCUCUGCCUACUUCCUUUCUUGUUAUCGUCGGCCAUUGGAAGCCAUCAACAUGGGCAAAUUCAUGAAACCCGGGAAGGUGGUGAUGGUCCUGGCUGGACGUUACGCCGGACGCAAAGCCGUCAUCGUCAAGAAUAUUGACGACGGCACCGCUGACCGCCCUUACAGCCACGCCCUGGUCUCGGGUAUCGACCGUUACCCCCGCAAAGUCACCGCCACCAUGGGCAAGAAGAAGGUGGCUAAGAGGUCCAAGAUUAAGGCCUUCGUUAAGGUGUUCAACUACAACCACCUGAUGCCAACCAGGUACUCGGUUGACAUUCCUCUGGACAAAACCAUCGUCAACAAGGACGUGUUCAGGGAUCCCGCUCUGAAACGCAAAGCCAGGAGGGAGGCCAAGGUCAAGUUUGAGGAGAGGUACAAGACCGGCAAGAACAAAUGGUUCUUCCAGAAGCUCCGAUUCUAGGCAUUCAAUGGUUUCUCUAAUAAAGUUGUAAAAAUCC
Ictalurus furcatus (blue catfish) is the source of this 530-nucleotide messenger RNA. RefSeq names its product ribosomal protein L27 (gene rpl27). Gene Ontology annotation, molecular function: structural constituent of ribosome. Bases 83 to 493 code for a protein of 136 amino acids. The record is from RefSeq and is a predicted model, not a curated record. Gene Ontology annotation, biological process: translation. The transcript has 5 exons. Lineage: Eukaryota; Metazoa; Chordata; Actinopteri; Siluriformes; Ictaluridae. Gene Ontology annotation, cellular component: cytosolic large ribosomal subunit; ribosome.